GGGUCCUCUCCUCUGAUCAGCUCAAGCCAUCACCAGCUUCGUCACCCAUAUACUUUUCACUGACAAAAUCUAUCUCCAUCAUAGGCAUCUUUAGCAGUUGAAUAAGUUCACAUCCAUGGCUUAUUAUUAAUAAUCCUAUUAUUAAUUUGUUCUGGUGAAGCGCAUUUUCCACGCCAUAUAAGUGCUAGGAGUUUAAGCCAAUUAGCACUUGCAAAUUCACUCAACUAUCUAGACAACGAUGGACCAUCCUAAUAUAGGAAAGGUCAACCAGAAAGGAGAAGAAAUCAGAUACAGAGGCGUUAGGAGGCGGCCAUGGGGGAAAUUUGCAGCGGAGAUACGUGAUUCGACAAGGCAUGGAGCAAGGUUAUGGCUAGGGACUUUUAACACAGCAGAAGAGGCUGCAAGGGCUUAUGAUGGAGCUGCAUAUGCAAUGAGGGGUCCUUUAGCAAUCCUUAACUUCCCUGGGGAAUAUCCUAAAACUAAGGUUGAUUCUGAUAUAACUUCAUCUUCCAUUUCGUCUUCACCAUUGUCAUCAUCGUCAUCAUCCUCUGCUUCAUCUUCCUCAAUGUCACAGAACGCAGAAAGAAGUGGGAUUGGACGAGGAAAAGAAGUCUUUGAGAUUGAGUACUUGGAUGAUAAGUUAUUGGAGGAUCUUCUUGAUUUCGAGGAAGAAAAUAGUAAGAUAUCAGAGUGAAUCUUGCUUUCGAAUCACAAAUGAAUAUUCGUGUGAAGGGAAAGGACUGCUUUUCCCGCCUCUAGAAAUUAUGAAGCUUUUAUUUUGUGCCCCCCGACCAGACAAAAAUUGGCUGCUCCUAUGUAAUUUCAGUAUCUAUUACAAGUAAGAUUAAUAAUCAGAAUAUGGUAAUUCCAAUUCCUCUUCUUUUUUUUUC
Molecule: messenger RNA, 890 nt
Organism: Populus trichocarpa (black cottonwood)
Lineage: Eukaryota; Viridiplantae; Streptophyta; Magnoliopsida; Malpighiales; Salicaceae
Product: ethylene-responsive transcription factor ERF095
Exons: 1
Coding region: 239-694 (151 amino acids)
Biological process (GO): regulation of DNA-templated transcription; ethylene-activated signaling pathway
Molecular function (GO): DNA-binding transcription factor activity; DNA binding
Source: RefSeq, a predicted model, not a curated record